Messenger RNA from Corvus hawaiiensis (hawaiian crow), 4382 nucleotides. It is a transcript of the gene MIER1, whose product is annotated as MIER1 transcriptional regulator. NCBI's taxonomy places the organism in Eukaryota, Metazoa, Chordata, Aves, Passeriformes, Corvidae. Gene Ontology annotation, biological process: negative regulation of transcription by RNA polymerase II. The transcript has 13 exons. Bases 112 to 1653 code for a protein of 513 amino acids. Gene Ontology annotation, molecular function: transcription corepressor activity; histone deacetylase binding. Gene Ontology annotation, cellular component: nucleoplasm. The record is from RefSeq and is a predicted model, not a curated record.
GCCCCUCCCGCCCCGCCGCUCCCGGUCCCGUCCCCGCCGCUCCCGCCGCUCCCACCGGGACCCGGCGGCGCUUCCCGGCGAUGUGACCCUUUCCCGGGAAUACCAGCGAUCAUGGCUGAGCCUUCUGUUGAGUCUUCAAGCCCAGGAGGUUCAGCAACAUCUGAUGACCAUGAAUUUGACCCAUCAGCUGAUAUGCUGGUGCAUGACUUUGAUGAUGAACGGACAUUAGAAGAGGAGGAAAUGAUGGAAGGAGAAACAAACUUCAGAUCUGAAAUAGAGGAUCUUAACAGGGAGAGCGACAUGCCCAUCCAGGAGCUGCUGAGCCGCUACGGCUACGAUGGCACCGUGCCCCUGCAGGAGGAGGAGGAGGAGGAGGAGGAAGAGGAGGAAGAGGAGGAGGGAGAAGAUGAUGAUGAUGUUGAUAACGAUGACAACAGUGGCUGCAGUGGGGAAAACAAAGAGGAGACCAUAAAAGAUUCCUCAGGGCAGGAAGAUGAGACCCAGUCCUCAAAUGAUGACCCAGCCCCAUCUGUUGCUUCUCAAGACCCCCAGGAGAUCAUUCGCCCUCGGCGGUGUAAAUAUUUUGAUACAAAUAGUGAAAUAGAGGAGGAAUCUGAAGAAGAUGAAGAUUAUAUUCCCUCAGAAGACUGGAAAAAGGAAAUCAUGGUGGGCUCUAUGUUUCAAGCUGAAAUUCCAGCUGGCACCUGCAAAUACAAAGAGAAUGAAAAAGUGUAUGAAAAUGAUGAUCAGCUGCUCUGGAAUCCUGACUUUUUACCAGAGGAUAAAGUCAUAGAAUUCCUAAAUGAAGCCUCGAGGCGCACGGGAGAGGAGAAAGGCCUGGAUGCAAUUCCUGAGGGAUCCCAUAUUAAAGACAAUGAGCAGGCAUUGUAUGAACUGGUGAAGUGCAAUUUUGAUACUGAGGAAUCAUUACGAAGGCUGAGAUUUAAUGUCAAAGCAGCCAGAGAAGAAUUAUCUGUUUGGACGGAAGAGGAAUGCAGGAAUUUUGAACAAGGGCUGAAAGUCUAUGGCAAGGAUUUCCAUGUGAUUCAGGCAAACAAGGUGCGGACCCGCUCCGUGGGGGAAUGUGUGGCCUUCUAUUACAUGUGGAAGAAGUCGGAGCGUUACGAUUUCUUCGCUCAGCAGACCCGUUUUGGGAAGAAAAAAUACAACCUGCACCCCGGGGUCACGGAUUACAUGGAUCGGCUCCUGGAUGAGAGUGAGAGUGCUGCUUCCAGCAGAGCUCCGUCCCCUCCGCCCACCGCCUCCAACAGCAGCACCAGCCAGUCCGAGAGGGACGACAGCACCACCAGCAGCAGCAACCAGAACGGUGUCUCUGCCAACGGCCCAGGGGAGGUGCCAGGGAAAGAGGAGGCAAAGCUCGAGGGAUUGCACGUGAAUGGACCUUCCAGUGGGAAGAAAACACCUCACACGGAGCUGGAUACCAAUGGGUAUGAACCUGAAAACCUCUCCAUUGACCCCAAACUUGCUCAUUCAGCUUCAAGGAAUGACCCUGAGCUGGAAGAAAAGAGUGAAAGACCUCUGAAAAGACGGAGAAUUAACAGCAAUGGGAAGGAGAGUCCAGGUGCUUCAGAGUUCUUCCAGGAAGCCAACUCCCACGGGAAGCUGGAGGAGCUAGAAACUUUGGAUGACUGAGUGCUGGGAGCUGAUUUUAUUCCUUGGAGUAAAUUUUGGGUGUCUAAAAUUUUCAGGGUUGAUGGGUUACCUUACAAAAUCCAGUUCCAUAAACAAUCUGAGAUUUUUUUUUUGUUUCCUGAGACCUUCUAGUUGGCUCUAAAGAUCUGAUGAUUUGGUGGUUUUUUUAGUGCUGAAAAGCAGCAGGAGAAUAUUGAAUUUCUCAGAGCUGGCAGCUGCAGUUCUGGGAUAAAAGGCCCUUAAACAUUUGAGGAACAAAGCAGAGAGUUGCUGCAAAAAUACUCCCAGCCUAAUACAUUAAAGAAUGUGUUAAUACAGCAUUUAAUGUAUAAUACAGCAUUUAAUCAGUGUACAAGUGAACAAAGCAUUUGGGGCUUUGCAGGAAGUGAAAAUAAAACAGGAAAAGCCAAGACAGAGCAGGCACAGAGACUUCCACUCCUGCUGGAGAGAGGAAAAUGUCAUCCCAUCAUUAAGGAACCCUCAUGAAUCCUGAAAGUUAUGAGCACAACUAUUUUUAUAUAUAGAAGUUUUAAAAGGUAAAUAAAUAAACCAGGUCAGGUUUGUCUAUGUAAAAUUGUUGACAUCAGUGAUGUCUUUCCAUAUUCUUUAUCUGGGCUAAAGAAAUACAUUCUGUAUUUUUCCAGAUUCCUCUGUAGCCUUUGAAAGAUUUUUACAGUACUUAUGUCUUGAUUGAACUGUCCUUUCUUAAAACAAAAGCUUGUAUAAUUUUCUUACCUUGUACAGUUGGUAAACUUUUAUGAGAGAGUUGAUACCCUGAGUCUAAUGUCAGCUUCCUUUUAUUUUGCUGAAGUCUUUUCUAAAAAAAAGUACCCAACCAAAAACAAAACAAAAAACAAACAAACAAAAAAAACCCAAACCAAACCAAUGGAGUUAAAAAUUAAUCACCAACGUGUUAAUUUUCUUCCCAGAAACUGGUAAAUAAUUAACAUAAGAAUGGUUAGAAGGCAUUUGAUGAUUUUGGAAACGUGGUUUUUUUUUUUUCCUUGUUUUGUGGCAAAUAAUGAUGUUUAAAUUUUUGUUAAGCAUGCUGCUUGCAUUGCACACAUUUCCUUGCUUUCUUUCUCCCUUUCCUCACUUUAUUUGGAACUUGGAGAAAUUUCACAGCAGCCAAAUUCUGGAGUUUACUGAACCUUCUUCAAGUUCAGCCGUCCAUUAUCCACUGGUUUAUUUCCAGUCUGUCACCUGCCACGUUUCAGGGAGCACAGCAAGGGCUGGAGUGUGGCUGGACUGGUUGGAAAUGCAGCUGGAAACUGGUGCUGGACUGGAAUUCCUGAGGACCACAGGGAUGGCUUCAGUGGGAGCAGCACACACAGGUCAGAGGUUGGACUUGAUGAUCUCAAAGGUCUUUCCCAACCUAGUAAAUCCUGGGAUUGUGUAUUGGUGCACAGGGAUGCACUCACCUGGAGAAGGGAGAGGAGGAAUUUAAGAUUGAGCUGUGGAGAACUAAUUUCAGUGUGAAAACCAAAAAUUGUUUAUAAAUAAAUGUGGAGGGGGUGAUGCUCACCGUGCCAGCAGCACCACUGAAAAGCUGUGGAUGUAGGAUUUACAUCCAUCAGCCAGGAACAUUUUAAAUCCAAAUUCCUUUUGGUUUUGUUUGGUUUCUUUCAGCCCAGCUCCAGUUCUACUCUGCCAAAAUCCGGGAAAAUUGUUCCUUUGUGUCAUGGAUAACCCUGUGUCCUCCUCCUCACAGCUGUGCUGUUUAUCCUUAACUGGUUCUUUUCUCUUCAAGUUUAUGGUUCCAGUUGAAAUGAAUGGUUUGAAGUGCAUGUUUCAACCCAAACCCCACUGCUGAGGGGUUGGGCUGAUUGGGUUUCUUCUCCACUGAACUUCUCUUGGACUUUGUGAUGAGGAGUGAGCCAAAUCCUCGGGGUGUGGAUGGGUUAUGGAUGGAGGAACCUGCUGUUCCCAGCUCUUCCUGCCAGCCCUGUUCCUGGAGAGGCUCUGGGUGAGGUUCAUUAAUUAAGGCCUGUGUUAAUUAAGGAAUGCAGUGAUUAAUGCCUGAGGCAAAGGUUGCUGUUAACUCUCCCCUCUGGUUAUGAGCAGAACUCCAAAGUUUCCCCUUGGCUCAAAGACGGUUCCACACAAGCACAAUCCUAUUUUCAGUUUUAUUUUGAUGCUCUUUGUUUUUGGUUGCAACUUGGAAAUACUUCCCAAAAAUCCAUAGGAAAGUUUCCCAGUGAAUUGUCUCAGGCUCGUGUGUGAAAUCCAGCACUGUGUAUAUUUUCAGGAAUGUUGCUUUGUUUUUUAUCUUUCCUUUAUUUUUUUUCUUUUGGUGAUAUGUAGAAGAGACCUGACAUUCCAUAAUCCACUAUGUAAUGCUCAGCUAGACUUGGAGAAUAUUUAAUUCUAAUUUACCUUUUGUUUAUGCUGGUGUUUUAUACAAUACUUUGUUCCUGUUUCAAACUGCAGCCACUAGAACUCGAUAAAAGUCAUUGCACUACUAAAGCUACUUCAAACCCUGGAAAUCUGCUAACUUUGCCUUCAUUUUCCAAGCCUUCAGUACAGUUGGGAAUGCAAUCCAACAGGAAAUCCUUGGGCUUCCCAAAGGGUUCAAUGUGCUAUAGGAUGUCCACACACACACAAACCCUGCAGAUCAGUUUGAUACGUUUUUCCCACACAGUAUUUUGCACUGUUAGUAAUUCCCUCCUCUUAUUCCCCUUCCCUGUCUGCAAUUCUGGAAAAGCUUAUUAAAAUAUUUUUAAACUUAC